AUGAUCACUUCCGACAAGUACGAUGAGGUCAGCGUCCAUCCACUGCCAACACUCGUCGUCAGCGGCAGUAGCGGCACGCACGCCUUGUCACCAGCGCCACACGGACACGAACACGACACGGCCUCUCUCCUCUCGUCUGAUCCGGUCUCAGACGUUGCCUCGCCCUCCUCGUCAAGCCCAUAUACCUGGCCGUCCAUGAGAGGCCAGGCCUCUCCACUCGUAUCGCUCUCAGGUGGUCUCGACCCCUUUGACCGAGCCACGCAACCCACCAGCGCCCAAUUCUGGGAGCCAAGCAGCGCGGCCAAAGUCGAGGUCGACGCUCUUUCCAUCCCUCGAUCGACGUACGGCUCGGCCCUCUCGUCCAUCCUCCGAGAGAUGCAGCUCGAUGAGGACACCGAUAUCGCUACCAGCACAUCUGCGUUGCCGGACUUUCCUCAUACCCCUUCGCCUAGGGCCAAGGUGGUCAAGCCGAAAGUCACUCCUUCGCCCACGAACAAGAAGAUGCGAAGCUCGCUUCAGUCACGGGCAAGCAGCAUCGCUCUCGGCAGCAAAAGCCCUCUGCGAAGUCCAGCCGACGUUGGCAGAUCCGUCGUCGCCCUCGCCGCGGACCCCGCCACGCCCGUGAGCAUCAAGCACAUCCGAAGGCGGGCCCUGUCGCACUGGACGGGUCGCCGGCAGCCGCCUUCACCGGGCAGAGGGAAGACGAGCCACCACAAGAAGGCGCGCAGCAAGGUCGAGCGGUACGAUCCAUCCUGUCCCCCGCCUUGCCCUCCUCCUAGAGAGGCGGUACCACCCACGCCGGCCAGCAUUGUCGAUCUACUGCGGGAGAGCAGCACGACUUCGCAGGAGGGGCCGAGCCCGAUCGGGCCCACCACGUACUCUGCCCAGCGCGUGGCGCUCCGCCUUCAGUCCCGCAAGCACAAGGACAAGGCGUUCGGUGUCGAACGGCUCUUCAGCGACGUCUUGCCGGAGCAGGAAAAGGAUGGAGAUGCCAAACGGCCACUCACGGGAAAGCGAGUGCCGAAGCAGAGCUUGGGCACCCGACAGCGCCUGCUCAGUCUCUUCAAGGGCUCGGCAGGCCGGGCCGGGCCGGAGACAGCCGCGCCACCGCUCCCGCCGCAGCUCCUCGCGUCCAUCGUGGUCGCGGCGGAUCAGCCACGUGCUCCUGCCGAUAGCGUAGACCCGCAGGCAGGGCCAUCGAGCAUCCCGUUGCAGCUUGGCCAGGCGCCACCACGCAUCCCCUCGCUCCUGCUAUCGUCCGAAGAGCUCGGCGAGGGCGUGCCCAUCUUUGCGCCCUCGUACGCCGGGCUAGCUCCCGGCACGGCAGCUGCCACGUCUUCCAUCGCCUUUCCGACGUCUUCCAGCUCUCAGUUGCACGGACACCCGCCAAAGCAAGCCUCGCCGCGCAAGCGUCGAUCCUCGCUCUCUCCUGGUUUGCUCGGUGGAUCGAUGUCGCCCUCUUCCCUGCUCGACAAGGAGAUGGAACGCAAGAGGCGCAGACACGAGAGGCGAAUGGCUCUAGCCGCCCUCGAGGGCCUCUCAUUGAACGACGGUGCGACGGCCAGGACGGGGUUCGAUGCUGCACCGCGCCGGUCGGGGCGCGAGGAUGACGAUGAGGACGACUACGGAGUGCCGACUGUUGAUGAGGUGCAGCAUCGGCCUCUCAAGAGGUAG
Molecule: messenger RNA, 1674 nt
Organism: Pseudozyma flocculosa PF-1
Lineage: Eukaryota; Fungi; Basidiomycota; Ustilaginomycetes; Ustilaginales; Ustilaginaceae
Exons: 2
Coding region: 1-1674 (557 amino acids)
Source: RefSeq, a predicted model, not a curated record